Messenger RNA from Syngnathoides biaculeatus (alligator pipefish), 1219 nucleotides. It is a transcript of the gene yod1, whose product is annotated as YOD1 deubiquitinase. Gene Ontology annotation, cellular component: nucleus; cytosol. The record is from RefSeq and is a predicted model, not a curated record. Lineage: Eukaryota; Metazoa; Chordata; Actinopteri; Syngnathiformes; Syngnathidae. Gene Ontology annotation, molecular function: protein binding; cysteine-type deubiquitinase activity. Bases 157 to 1071 code for a protein of 304 amino acids. Gene Ontology annotation, biological process: protein deubiquitination; endoplasmic reticulum unfolded protein response. The transcript has 3 exons.
AAAGAGUAAAGUUGUCGCGGGUGUCAUUAAACGGUACCACUCGCCUCACGUUUUCCCAUCGAAGUCGUUUUACCGGACCGAGGAGGCAGUUCGGGGGUUGGGAAGGUUUAUUCAAGGCUAAGUUAAAGGACCGGUUAGCAUGCUAGCCCAGGCAGGAUGUUGCGUCUUCGCUGUAAGACCAAAAACGGGAGUCACGUCAUGCACGGCUUGACUCACCAGUCGUGCGUGAAAGAAUUAAAAAGCAAAGUGGAGGAGCUGACGGGGAUCCCGUGUGAGGUGCAGAAAAUCAUGGUGGGCUACCCACCUUCCAACCUGGACCUGCGCAACGGGGACGCUCAUCUCAAGGACUACCCCAUCAAGUCUGGUGACACCCUCAUUGUGGAGGAGGAGAAAAUGAAGCCCAAGCUGGGCGACCAUCCCGGCGUGACCAAAACGCCUCGCCUGAGCGCCCCGCCGGCGCUGGCCCGCCGCACGGUGCCGGCCGACAACUCGUGCUUGUUCACCAGCGUCAACUACGUGGUGGAGGGCGGCGUGUACGACCCGGCGUGCGCCCCCGAGCUGCGCGGCCUGAUCGCCCAGAUCGUGUCCAGCGACCCCGCGGCGUACUCGGAGGCGGUUCUGGGCAAGAGCAAUGAGGACUACUGCGCCUGGAUCCGGCGCGACGACACGUGGGGGGGCGCCAUCGAGGUGUCCAUCUUGUCCAAGUUCUACCAGUGCGAGAUUUGCGUGGUGGACACGCAGACGGUGCGGGUGGAUCGCUUCGGCGAGGACGCCGGCUACCGCAAGCGGGUGCUGCUCAUCUACGACGGCAUCCACUACGACCCGCUGCAGAGGGAAGCGCCGGGCUCGGGGGGCGCCCCGCCGCCCCCCCAGACCGUCUUCUCCACCGGGGACGACGUGAUCCUGGCGCAGGCCCUGGAGCUGGCCGACGAGGCCCGCCGCAAGCGGCAGUUCACGGACGUCGACCGCUUCGCGCUGCGCUGCAUGGUCUGCCAGACGGGCCUGGUGGGACAGAAGGAGGCGCGAGAGCACGCCAGGGAGACGGGUCACGCCAACUUUGGCGAAGUCUGAAAACGCUUGACACGCUUUGUUCCUCGCGCUCGUCUGUGGCCGUCUACCUCGGUGUUUCCCAGCUUUUCUUGACAAAGACAAACUCACGGCACGCCAACAAACAAAAACAUAAAAGCUAUGUACAGUGUUUCCCUAUUUGCAAUUUCAA